AUGAAGCUCGCGCAAAGAUUUCAGGUAUAUCAUCGCACCCAAUCGCCCAUACACCAAGAUGCCCAGUCCCCGUUCUGGAUCUUCAUCCCCAGUUCUUUCUUUCCAACCGCUUCAGGCUUUGGACUCCUGGAGUCGGGCUGCGUCACGAGGAAGAACGAGGUCAACAUCAUGGUGAAGAACGCCGUCGACGUCGUCUUUGGAGGCCUUGGCUAUUGGAUGUUCGGCUACGGGUUCAGCUUCGGAACAGAUGCCGGAACCAACGGUUUCAUUGCUUUCGGCAAGUUCUUCCUGGACAGUGACGAAGAGGACAUGGGAGUGGUAUUCGCUACCUACAUCUUCCAGCUGUCGUUCGCAACAACAGCCACGACGAUCGUCUCUGGGGCCAUGGCUGAGAGGUGCAACUUUGUGGCAUACUGCGUGUUCUCCUUCCUGAACACGGUGGUGUUCUGUCUACCCGCUGGUUGGGUCUGGGGCGAGCACGGCUUCCUCAACAACUUACGGGUCGUCGACAUCGCGGGUUGUGCAGCCGUACAUCUUGUUGGAGGGACGUCUUCUUUGGUGGCUGCAGUGAUGCUGAAGCCAAGGAGAGGCAGAUACGAUCAUGGAACGGAACCUCCCCCAAUGGGUUCUCCGACGAAUGCACUUGUCGGCAUGUUUAUGCUCUGGUGGGGUUGGCUAGGUUUCAACUGCGGAAGUACAUUCGGUGUUUCCGGCCAUAAAUGGAAGUACGCCGCCAGAUCCGCCAUAGUGACAAUAAAUUCUUCUGUAGGCGGAGGGAUCACUGCAUUAAUAGUCAGUUACUUCGCAAACAGAAAAAAGUUUUCAGUCAUUCGACUCAUCAACGGCAUUUUGGCAUCCCUAGUAGCAAUCACAGCGGGUUGCGCUUUAUACCACCCAUGGGAAGCCCUGGUCGUGGGCGCUGUCGGCUCACUUCUGGCCAACGGUGCCAUGCCACUGCUGGAUCACCUCAGGGUUGAUGACCCCGUGGGAGCUAUAGCAGUGCACGGGGUCAGUUCUGUGUGGGGUAUGCUCGCCGUGGGUUUGUUCGUCGAGAGUGACACCCUCCUGUGCCUCAGCAAAAACGGUGCCGGUGUCUUUCGCGGAGGAGGCGGCAGACUACUGGGGGUGCAGUCUCUCGCUGUCAUCACAAUUUCAUCGUGGAGUUGCGUUUCUACGUUCGCAAUUCUGUGGUCUAUCAACCGAUUCAUUCCCAUACGCAUGAGCCCCGAGGAAGAAAUGGUUGGAGCAGACUUUGUGGAACACGGUAUCCAGUACUUCCAAGGGACCAGCGAAUGUGCCGUCCUGGAGUCCAACAAGACGAACACCGACAUCGCUACGCUUAGCAAUGGCAAGAUGGCUGUCAACAUGACCAUACUGUCCGUCUCGCACGACGAGAGAAGAGCAACAAUCUCGACCCAGACCGAGGCUUGUCCCCAAGGUCACAUCUUAACACCGAGGCGGCUCGUUGGAGCUCCGGUGGACCGUCCAGAACUCAGAGACGCCUGGCCAGAGAGGCCAAACACGUAGCAUUACAAAUGCCGUGCUCUAAUAAAAUGAUCUUUUUUUUUUGCAGUCGAUCUAGGAAGUGCUUAACAAUUUCCGCGCGUUUUGGAACGGAACGGUUCCGACGUUGUUCUGUAAGAU
Molecule: messenger RNA, 1644 nt
Organism: Ornithodoros turicata
Lineage: Eukaryota; Metazoa; Arthropoda; Arachnida; Ixodida; Argasidae
Product: putative ammonium transporter 3
Exons: 7
Coding region: 1-1527 (508 amino acids)
Biological process (GO): ammonium transmembrane transport; ammonium homeostasis
Cellular component (GO): plasma membrane
Molecular function (GO): ammonium channel activity
Source: RefSeq, a predicted model, not a curated record